Messenger RNA from Hibiscus syriacus, 1933 nucleotides. RefSeq names its product indole-3-acetic acid-amido synthetase GH3.6-like. Gene Ontology annotation, molecular function: indole-3-acetic acid amido synthetase activity. Gene Ontology annotation, cellular component: cytoplasm. Lineage: Eukaryota; Viridiplantae; Streptophyta; Magnoliopsida; Malvales; Malvaceae. The transcript is spliced from 3 exons. Bases 43 to 1875 code for a protein of 610 amino acids. The record is from RefSeq and is a predicted model, not a curated record.
AAUACUCAUAUUAUUAUUGCUUUUAUUCUGCUUCAAAAAGCCAUGUCAGAAGCUCCCAAAGCCUUAUCCGAUGAUGAUAUCGUCGUGGAAAACAAUAACAAGGCGUUGAAGUUCAUCGAAGACGUUACUGUUAAUGCUGAUGAAGUGCAGAAGCGAGUUCUAUCCGAGAUUCUCACUCGUAGUGCCGAUGCUGAGUACUUACAGCGGAACGGCCUUAACGGGUGUACCGAUAGAGAAACAUUCAAGAAGGUGAUGCCGGUCAUAACGUACGAAGAUUUGAAGCCGGAUAUCGAGCGUAUCGCCAAUGGCGAUACGUCACCGAUUCUUUGCUCCCAACCCAUAUCAGAGUUCUUAACAAGCUCGGGUACAUCCGGCGGGGAGAGGAAACUGAUGCCGACGAUCGACGACGAACUCGAGAGGAGAUCGUUGCUAUAUAGCCUACUGAUGCCGGUAAUGAGUCAAUUUGUUCCGGGUUUGGAUAAAGGGAAGGGAAUGUAUUUCUUGUUUGUGAAAUCAGAAGCCAAGACCCCGAGUGGACUCGUGUCUCGUCCCGUUUUAACGAGUUACUACAAAAGCUCAUAUUUUAAGGAUAGGCCUAAUGAUCCCUACACCAAUUAUACGAGCCCCAACGAAACAAUUCUCUGCCUAGAUUCUUACCAGAGCAUGUAUUCUCAGUUGCUUUGUGGUAUUUAUCAAAACCGAGAAGUCGUUCGGGUCGGCGCGAUUUUCGCUUCCGGUUUCAUUCGAGCAAUCCAGUUCCUCGAAAAACAUUGGAGUCUACUCUGUAGAGAUAUUCGUACCGGAACUAUCGACUCGAAAAUCACCGAUCCUACUGUAAGGGAAGCCGUCUCGAAAUUCUUGAAACCAAACCCCAAGCUUGCUGAUUUUGUCGAAGCAGAAUGUACCAAAGGGUCAUGGAAAGGGAUCAUAACUAGACUGUGGCCUAACAGUAAGUAUAUAGAUGUUAUUGUUACUGGUACCAUGUCUCAGUACAUUCCUGCACUAGAUUAUUACAGCGACGCCCUGCCCCUCGUUUGCACCAUGUACGGGUCAUCCGAAUGUUAUUUCGGAAUCAAUCUCGAACCGCUUUGCAGUCCUAGUGAGGUUUCCUACACCCUUAUCCCCACCAUGGCGUAUUUCGAGUUCUUGCCGGUAUCUAGGAAAAAUGAGCUAACGGGUUCCGUCUCUGAAUCAACGGCCCUGAACGAUGAAGAAAAAAAAAAGCUCGUCGAUCUUGUCGACGUGGAACUGGGACGAGAGUAUGAGCUUGUUGUCACAACAUAUGCAGGUCUUUAUCGAUAUCGAGUUGGAGACAUACUUCGCGUGCCCGGAUUCAAGAACAACGCCCCGCAAUUCAACUUUAUAUGUCGGAAAAACGUUGUUCUCAGCAUUGAUUCCGAUAAAACCGAUGAAGUGGAGCUACAGAACGCUGUGACAAACGCUGCAAACCAACUCAUGCAAUUCGAAGCAUCUUUGGUGGAAUACACCAGCUACGCAGACACAUCGGCCAGUCCCGGUCAUUACGUGCUGUAUUGGGAAAUAAGUGUCAAAGAUGCAACUUUGAUCCCUCCGUCGGUUUUCGAGGAUUGUUGCUUCACCGUCGAAGAAUCACUUAAUAGUGUCUACCGGCAAGGGCGAGUUUCGGACAAAUCCAUCGGGCCGUUGGAGAUAAGGGUAGUGGAGAAUGGCACAUUCGACUUGCUCAUGGACUUUGCUCUAACCCAGGGUGCAUCAGUAAACCAGUACAAGACACCGAGGUGUGUCAAAUAUGCUCCCAUUAUCGAGCUUAUGAAUUCGAGAGUCGUUUCGAGUUAUUUCAGUCCGAAAUGUCCGAGAUGGAAUCCGGGUCACAGGCAAUGGUGCACUCAAAAUUGAAGGAGCAUUGAACAUCCUUUUUCUGUAAUGAUAGCAAUGGAAAGAACUGUUUCACUUC